AUGGCCCAGGCUCGCUCCGCGCGCCUAAGUCCCAGGCUCGCUUCGCGCGCCUAAGUCCUGGGCCGGGGCGCCCGGCUCACUCCGCGCGCCUAAGUCCGCGCCCGGUUCGCUCCGCGCGCCUAAGUCCUGAGCCGAGCGGAGAGUGGAUUCCUCACAGCUUGUCAGUUGGAACGAGCGAGAACAGCAGGCUUUCGAUACCGUCAAGUCCCUUGUGCCCGCCAUCCUACGACCGAUCGAUGGCGCCAAGGUUACCUCGGGCGAGCACAAGAUGUACCUCUUCACGGAUGCCAGUCGGGUUGGCAUUGGCGCUUGUUUGGCGUCCGGGCCCAACCGUUCGCAGGCCGUUCCAACGCAAUUCUUUUCCGCUAAGUUCAACGGUGCUCAGCUCAACUAUCAUGUCACUGAUAAAGAGUUCUUGGCUGUCGUCUCGGCGUGUCGGGCGUUCGAGCAGCACUUGAUCGGUUACCCCUUCGUCAUCGUCACCGACCAUCAGGCCCUUCGCACGAUAAAAACCCAAAAACUGCGCCAAACGCCUCGGCACAUCCGCAUGUGUCUCGAACUUAGCCGUUUCGACUUCGAAUUUGAAUUCAUUGCUGGCAAGAACAACACCCUGGCCGAUUCGUUGUCGCGUCUGUGGGAGGUCAAGGAGGGAUCGCACGAGGAUCAGGUCAAGGAGAAUGAGUUGGAGGACAUGUUCUUUGAUGGAGAACGCCACGAAUUCACUACACCCGGUGAGAGCCUCCCUGAGGAACGUCCUUGCACUUCACCAUCUCCCGAUCGGUUGCCUCCUGUUGAUUUUGCCCUCGGGCCCCAACACGACGAUUGCGAGGCAGGCUCUCCCGGAUACUACGCGCUCAAGGAGGAAUCGCAAGACGAGGACGUGAAUGGACAGGAAUUAGGGAAUUUGUUCUUGAAGGAAGAAUGCCACGAGUUCAUUACGCCCGGUGAGAGCCUCCUCGAGGAACGUCCUUACACCUCACCUUCGCACGAUCGGUUGCCCCCUGUUGAUUGCGCCUUCGGGCCCUGGGGUCACGGUUACGACGCAGGCUCUCCCGGUUCCCCUCAUCUGGCCGAGAACAUUAUGGACGCCGUCGAUUGGUCUAUCGGCCGCCUCUCUCCUCCCAUCGCUGUCAAUCGAGUUCACGCUAUUGCUACGGCCCCUGCCAACGACCCGCCCAUUCCGGUCGAUGCCGACGCCGACGAACUCGAUUUGUUGGGAGUUGCCACCGAUGAUGUCAACGACACCCCUGUAGUCCAUCGGCCGCCUGAUCCACUGCCCCAACCCUUCCUCGACACCGUCAUCCGAGCAUACGCCAACGAUUCGCAAGCCCAGGUCAUCAUUACCGACCCGCUAUCAUGGCCUAUGUUUCGGGUGACCGAGGAAGGGAGGAUUUUGCGUGUACAUCCAGAUGAGUCUAUUUCCUUGUUUGUGCCUCGUGGUCUCGCUACUGGCGUCGUCAACUCCGACAAGGUCCCAUCGCUGCGCGAGCUCGUGCUUUCGGAGAUUCAUCGGAGUGUCGGGCAUGCAGGACAUCGCAUCACCUUGGCCGCCAUCCGUCCUUUGUACUGGUGGUCGUCCAUGUCUGCCGAUUGCGCCGAGUUCUGCCGUUCAUGUGAAGACUGUACCCGAGGCAAGGCGUCCACUCAAGUCCCCUAUGGCCGACUGCAUCCGAUGCCGAUCCCUUCUGGUCCUUGGGAACAAGUGGCCAUCGACUUCAUGACAGGACUGCCUCCGGUCGAGCUCGAAGGGAUGAUGGUUGCUCAAAUCAUGGUGAUCACUGACACUUGGGGCAAGAUGGUCCACCUGAUUCCCCUCCCAGCCGAUGCCGACUCGGAGCUCGUUGCCGAGAAGUACUACGCCACCGUCUUCCGACUGCAUGGGAUGCCUUCCGCCAUCGUUUCCGACCGUGAUCCCAAGUUCACCUCGCAGUUUUGGCGGGCAUUGCAGGCAAAGAUUGGCACCGUCUUGCGAAUGUCAACCGCGGCACACCCGGAGACGGACGGAUCGAGCGAGAAUCGGAUCAAGAUGGUCACCCAAACCCUGCGGAUCAUGGUCUCGUCAAACCACGAGGCUUGGGCAUCUCGUCUUGUUGAAGCUGAGUUCGCUCUUAACUCUUCUGUUGCUGUGUCCACGUCGCUGUCGGCUUUUGAGGCAACCUACAGCUACCUUCCUCGAUGCUGGCCCUCGGAUUCCUGGUCUGUCUCGGACGUCCCUCGUGCGGAAGCGUUUGCUCGGAUCCGACAAUUACGGAACCUCGACGUGACGGAUGCGAUCAUUGGAGCACGCCUCAACCAGUCCCAUCAGGCCAACAAGCAUCGACGCCCAGACGACCCCGCCUUUCGGACCGGCAGUUACGUCUAUCUUUCGACAAAGAACCUGGCAGUUCCUGACGGCAUGAAGUCGAAGUUGUUGCCGCGCUACAUCGGCCCCUUCCGUAUCCGAGCGGCCAUCCCUGCGACGUCCAGCUACGACCUCGAGCUCCCUCCAGCGAUGUCGCGAGUGUCAGGAGCACAGCCUGCACUGCCAUCAAUACUCGAAGGAAGUCUCCCAAGUUUGCGGCCGGAGGCGACAUCAGCUACCGGUUUGUUCGUUGCAAGCAUUGUCGGCGCGAUGGUGUAGUCGUGAGGGCGCGCGGGCGCGCACUCAGUGGUCGAGGGUUCGAUCCGCCCGGAGCGUGAUCUGCCUUUUGGUUUCUUUUCCUUUUUGUUAUCCGAGGCCCGGCUUCGGGGUUUUUACCGGUGCCUUGCAGGCAAUCCUUUUUACCCCUGAAGCGACCUCGUGGUGUAGUUAUUUGAUUCAGUCUUUCCUUCGCUCGGAGCACUUCCCUCCUUUUGCUUUUGCCACCCUUCCCCUAGAGCUUGGUCCACUCAUUAUCAUGACUCGUACCCUCCCUCUUUUUACCCAUUUCGCUGGCAAUUAAGUCCGUUACACUUGAUUUGCUGCGAAGCCUUCCGACCGAAUCCACUCCUCGGUUGCUCUCGGUCGACUGCCGCCGCCCAGCCUAUUCGAUCAACUCUACUACGUCAGCGAUGUAGUUAUAGCCAAGAGUGAUAAAUGCAUUUCAACAUACCUAUUCGAUCAACUCUACUACGUCAGCGAUGUAGUUAUAGCCAAGAGUGAUGAAUAG
Microbotryum saponariae is the source of this 3128-nucleotide messenger RNA. The record is from the annotation of a GenBank genome assembly. NCBI's taxonomy places the organism in Eukaryota, Fungi, Basidiomycota, Microbotryomycetes, Microbotryales, Microbotryaceae.